This is a messenger RNA of Eucalyptus grandis, 840 nucleotides long. RefSeq lists its product as uncharacterized. Lineage: Eukaryota; Viridiplantae; Streptophyta; Magnoliopsida; Myrtales; Myrtaceae. The coding region runs from base 188 to 484 and encodes 98 amino acids. The record is from RefSeq and is a predicted model, not a curated record. The transcript has 3 exons.
UGGCGCAAAAGUGAGAGAUCCUGCAAGAUUUUCCACAAGAUCUUUGCUUUCCUAUCACCUUUUGGAAAAGGCAGACACGUUGCCCCUUUUCCCUUGAAUUACAAGACAAAAGACAAAAGACGAGGACAAGAAAGUAUAUAAAUGCAGUACAUCCUGUAUCACUGAAAAAACAUCCAUAGAAGCUCUCAUGCCUAGAGACGUUGAGGCAAUGGCUUCUUCCAGGGCCUUCCACAUGCUGGUUGCAUUACUAACAUUUUCUCUGCUGGUGUCUUCAAACAUUGCUGUCCCAAUUACAAGGACAGGGAGCCUAAUGCAUAGGCCUAGAGUUCAUUAUGCAAUCCCAGCAAAGGCGCAUGUGAUGAAACAAGGAAGAAAUCUGGAAGGUUCAGUGGUCAGCAGAAGGAUGACCGUGCAGCUCAACGAUUAUCCAGGGCCGGGUUCUAAUAACCGGCACACUCCGAAGGCAGAGUCUGGAGGAAUUUGAAUUGACUGUUAGCUCUCCUCUGUAUCAGGAGUGAGCAUAUUAGUCCCUACAUUGAGCAUAGAUUUUAAGUAUCAUGUUGCUGUGGGGAGCAUCAGCUUCCUUAAUGUUGAUCGUGUACCAGUAGAGAGAAUUCUUUUGUCCUGUGGGUGAGUGAAAGGUGAUCUAGACUUUAGAUUAGAAAUAGAAUACCAGGUUUCUGAGGUAAUUCUCGUGUUGUUGAAAUGAGGGGAAUGAAGCUAGUCUUCAGUAAUUGUUUAGUGUGAGAACGUGAAUGAUGUCAGCUAAGAGCUUUGCUCAGUAUGUUUCUAUAGAAGCCUAUAAAAUUAAUUCCAGAUUGUUAACGAGACUUUCUGAUC